Molecule: messenger RNA, 3277 nt
Organism: Triplophysa dalaica
Lineage: Eukaryota; Metazoa; Chordata; Actinopteri; Cypriniformes; Nemacheilidae
Gene: trip13
Product: thyroid hormone receptor interactor 13
Exons: 14
Coding region: 130-1413 (427 amino acids)
Biological process (GO): meiotic recombination checkpoint signaling; reciprocal meiotic recombination
Cellular component (GO): chromosome; nucleus
Molecular function (GO): ATP binding; ATP hydrolysis activity
Source: RefSeq, a predicted model, not a curated record
CGCCACUUCCUCCGCCGUGACGUCAUCGCUGGCGCGGUACGUUCGAGUUUGUCCGUCGCAGUUUUAAGAGGCUGUGUCGACUGCUUUGUGUUUCUCUGAAUUGAGCUGAUACUUCAGUCCACUUUAGUGAUGGACAUGUCUGCUGCUGAUCAACACAUGACUGAUGUCGGACUCAUCCGACCAGACGUGCACAUAGAGGUUCAUGUGAAAUCUGAGAGUACGGUGAAGAGAUCUGAUGUACGAGCUCAUGUGCUCUCACUGCUGGAUCGACACAGCUCUGUUUUAGGCUCCUACAAGUGGACGGAGUUUGACAAUGAAUUUCUAACAAGAAAUGUGCAGUCAGUCACGGUCACAGAUAUAACUGGUUUCAAACAGUUUGUAGAUCUGAAGCUCCACAACCUCUGUAUCUAUAUAUUCUCUCUCAAUGACGAAGUUCCAAACACACUCACACUGGAGGAGGAGGAGGAGCUCUCUGCUGCCAAUCAUUGGCUCCUCCCAUCAGCUGAGUUUCAUGGUAUUUGGGAGUGUUUAAUUUAUGAAGACAACAUCAAAACACAGCUCUUGGAUUAUGUGACCACCACAAUUUUCUUCUCUGACAAAAAUGUCGACAGCAAUCUGAUUGCCUGGAAUCGAGUCGUCUUACUUCACGGGCCGCCUGGCACGGGAAAGACGUCUCUGUGUAAAGGACUCGCUCAGAAACUCUCCAUUAGAUUGUCUGGAAGGUACGCAUAUAGCCAGUUUGUGGAAAUCAACAGUCACAGUCUCUUCUCCAAGUGGUUCUCGGAGAGUGGAAAACUUGUUACAAAGAUGUUUCAGAAGAUUCAGGAGCUUAUUGAUGAUAAAGAUGCCCUGGUGUUCGUACUUAUAGAUGAGGUGGAGAGUCUCACAGCUGCACGAAACGCUGCACAGGCUGGAACAGAGCCUUCUGAUGCCAUACGGGUUGUGAAUUCUGUCCUGACCCAGCUGGACCAGAUCAAACGGUACCCGAAUGUGGUGAUUCUCACUACAUCAAAUGUGACCGAGAAGAUUGAUUUGGCUUUUGUAGACAGAGCUGAUAUAAAGCAGUACAUCGGCCCUCCCAGCGCCAACGCAAUAUUUCACAUUUACCUGUCCUGUCUAGAGGAACUCAUGAAGUGUCAGAUCAUCUACCCCAGACAGCAGCUGUUGAGACUGGAGGAACUGAUCACCAUGAACUUCAUGGAAAGUGACUUGACUCAUCUGAGUUUAAUGUUGAGGAAAAUCUCGCAGAAGAGUGUUGGAUUCAGCGGACGGACUUUGAGAAAAAUCCCAUUUCUGGCUCAUGCGCUCUAUGGAAAGACCCCCACACUGACAGUGGAGAGUUUUCUGAAGGCGAUGGAUCGUGCUGUGGACAAUCAGAAACAGGAGCAAGCAAACCUGGUCAACUGUGUUUGAACACAACAUUACAGCAACAAACAUGUGUUUUCUCAUCCGCACAUCACCGUGAUCCUCGAACACACCAGACGUUUUCACCCGUUGAGUCUGUUGACUUGUUUUAUUUGAAGUUAGGACGGCACCGUGAGCAUUUUGAAUCUGUUCUGUUUUAGGAGAGGUUUUGAGCUCAUUUUCAUAAGGUGUGCGAAAUUCUGCUUGUUGUGACGGAGGUGAUCCGUUUGCUUAUAUGCAGAUCUUUUUUAUGUUCGGAUUUUAUACAUGUACAUAUUUAAACAUUUGAUUAAAAUGAGUGAAAUGUCACAUACCUUUGUUCUUUUUGAACUGAAUUAGUUCAGCCAAAAAGGAAAAUUAUUUUAUUUGACAAUUGAAAAUCAAACAGCAUUGAACCCCACUGACUUCCAUUGAAUGAACACUAAAGAAAGAAUCACCAUAGAGAGUGAAUUAAUGAUGACAGAAUUUUGAGUGAACUAUCACAUGCGAGUGUUCUAGUGUGAAUCACACUUCACUACCAGCAGGUGGCGUACUGUUCUUAAGAGUCGUUUUUAGAAAUGACUGAGAAGUUAAGAAAAAAGCUCCAGCACAAUAGGUCUGCUUUGACCACCCUUAUCAAAUAAGAUAUUCAUAUCCAAAUAUAUUUUUGCUAUCUUAGCAGAUAUUUUUAUAGGAAAGUUGUGCAAACAAUAAGGGCUUGAAUAUAUUGUCUGCUUUGACACAUUAGGUUUGGUUUGGAUUAAGGGUAUUUAAGUUCUAAAGAAACCUCAAACAUUAAACGGCACACGUGUGUUCAUUCACACUUGACAUUCACACAUCGUGAUUGAACAUCAGUGUUUAUGAACCGGUCUUGACACGAAGGUUUUAUUCAUCGCAGAGGUGAAAGGCUGAUGUUGCAGGACUUUGUGAUUUUGGGAACCGUAUCAAAGAACCGUGUGAUGUGUCAUCAUCUGUUGAUACCUAAGCAAAAGCUGAAAACCUGUAGAGUUGUGCAGGCAUCUGUAGGGCAUUCCUCUGAUAUGAUGUGACACUCCAGAGCAGAUCAACACAGGUGUCAUUGUGACGUCUGCAGGCGUCUCUUCUUUCCAAAAACACGGCUGUUAAAAUCCAAUCAAUGCAGGACGACCAAAUCCUCAAAAGCCUUAUUGUUGUAGAGUUCAUACCAGUUCUGUGGUUAAAAACUGCCAGUAGGCUUCUAAACAAAGUAAACAUAAUGAUGAAUUUCUUAAUCUUUUUUUUCAGUUUCUGGCCUGAAGCGAAGGAAUAUCAAUGUAGGUGCCAAUACUAAUAGAUCAGAUGAAGAGUUCAGUGAGCUGCGGGUGAGACGUUUGACGUCUGAGGUUAAACGGAUCACAAAGAGAGACUUGAGCUUUUGUUUGAAAUAAUUAAGAAAGAGUGGUUUACACCUCUUACUGGCCAAACAGAAUUUGCAAUCUUUCUUGAGUAUUGCACCAGAUCUUUCAUCUCUUGCCCUCUGCUUUUUUGUUUCUUUAACAACAGUGAAUGUAAAACUGUUCCUCUGGUCAGGAUAUACACACAUGUUGUACUUAUUUCCUUCUCAAUUUUUACAGUUUAUGAAGGACAUAUGCCUUCAACAUAAUGCAAAUUCUAUGUAGGGUGACUACACUAAAGAUAAAAUAUGUUUCAGUUUUUGCAUCACAUUAACAUACUUUAGUUCACCAAAUGUUUUCUUGUGUUUGUGAAAUGUUGUUCAUUCUGGGAUCCAGCAGUGAUAAAGGGUAACGCAAAGAGUGUGUUUGUGGUACAUUUUGACAUAAUUUACUCAUCCUGAUGAUCCAAACCUUUGUGACUUUUAUUUUAUGGAACACAAAAGAUAAAUAUUUCUAAUGAAAUGUUAUUUUAUAUGAUUGAA